Messenger RNA from Chanos chanos (milkfish), 827 nucleotides. It is a transcript of the gene scgn, whose product is annotated as secretagogin, EF-hand calcium binding protein. Bases 9 to 827 code for a protein of 272 amino acids. Lineage: Eukaryota; Metazoa; Chordata; Actinopteri; Gonorynchiformes; Chanidae. Gene Ontology annotation, cellular component: synapse; nucleus; terminal bouton. Gene Ontology annotation, molecular function: calcium ion binding. The record is from RefSeq and is a predicted model, not a curated record. Gene Ontology annotation, biological process: regulation of long-term synaptic potentiation; regulation of presynaptic cytosolic calcium ion concentration. The transcript is spliced from 11 exons.
GCGGGACCAUGGACAGCAGUUUUGAUACCCUGGACGCGGCUGGUUUUCUACAGAUCUGGCAACACUUUGACGCAGACGAUAAUGGUUACAUUGAAGGAAAGGAGCUGGACGACUUUUUUCGCCAUAUGUUGAGGAAACUGGGGCCAGAGGAGGAGAUCACUGAGGAGAAGGUGCAGCAGGUGAAGAAGAGGUUCAUGUCGGCCUAUGACAUGACUGCCGAUGGACGCCUUCAGAUCCAAGAGUUCGCCAAUAUGAUUCUGCCCGAGGAAGAGCACUUCCUGCUCAUCUUCCGUAGAGAAGCUCCCCUGGACAACAGCGUGGAGUUCAUGAAGAUCUGGAGAAAAUAUGACGCGGACAGCAGCGGGUACAUCUCUGCUGCGGAGUUAAAGAGUUUUCUGCAGGACUUGUUUGCACGGCACAAGACAGAUGUCCCCUCCAGCAAACUGGAUGAAUAUACAGAUACCAUGAUGAAAAUUUUUGACAAAAACAAAGAUGGACGACUGGAUCUGAAUGAUUUAGCCAGAAUCCUGGCUUUACAAGAAAACUUCCUCCUGCAGUUUAAGAGUGACGCUAGCAGUAAAGAGGAGAGAAGAAGAGAUUUUGAGAAAAUCUUCGCCCACUACGAUGUUAGUAAGACGGGAGCCCUCGAGGGGCCGGAAGUCGACGGCUUUGUCAAAGAUAUGAUGGAGCUGGUGAAACCCAAGAUCACUGGUCCAGAUCUGGAUAAAUUACGUGCCAUUCUGCUACGACACUGUGACAUCAACCAGGAUGGAAAGAUCCAGAAGAAUGAGCUAGCCCUGUGUUUGGGAGUUAAGCUCAUAGUGUAG